CUCCCUCUCUUUCUCGUCGCGUCCGUGUCCUGUCGCGCACCUCGCUUCUCUCCGCCCUCACCCAAUCCCUCACCCAAUCCCUCCCAAAACCCUCGCCGCCGCCCCAAAGGAGGAGCCUGAGCGCGAUCCCACCGGCGGCCGCCGUCAUGGAGGUGCCGGGCUUCGCCGAUUCUCCGUGCCGCCCGAGGAGCGCGCGGUACGCGGUGAAGGGGUACCCCAACUACGCGGAGGAGCCCGACUUCUGCGGCCCCGCCACGCCGUGCCGUCCGCGGACCGCGCGGCAUGCCCGGAAGGGGUGCCUCGACUACGCCGAGCCGCCCGAUGCCCGCGCCGUCCACGCGCCGUGCCUCCCACGGAGCGCACGGGACGCCGACAAGGGGUGCCUCGACUACGCCGAGCCGCCUGAUGCUCGCGCCUCUGCCGCGCCGUGCCGUCCACGGAGCGCGCGGUAUGCCGAGAAGGGGUACCCCGACUACGCCGAGCCCGAUGACUUCACCGACUUCGCGCCGCGCCGCCCACGGAGCGCGCCGCACACCGAGAACGGGUGCCCGGACGACGCAGGGUCCGUCGGGCGCCUCGGGCACAAGAGGGACGAGGGAGGCGUCCCGGUAAAGAAGCCGGUGCUGCAUUACGUAAGGAGGAAGCAGAGGGAGGCUGCCAAGGCCGCGGAGACGGCGGUGGACAUGCUCGUUCCGUUGCUCCAGGGCAUGGAGGUGGAGUCCGACGCGGGGGCGCUGGACGGGAGAAAGAGGCGCAGGACGGUCACCGCGCCCAUGGCAACGGCGAUGACUGCAUGCGAGGUUUUAGCGCUGCCCAAGGACAACGAGGAGGUGGCGCCCGUGGAUGGUGGGGCCGAUGAGCAUGGCGGUGGCGGCAAGAGCUGGAGGUUGCGUGUGAAGGAAACGCUGCGGGCUUUCAGCAGUAAUUACCUUCACUUUGUGCAGGAGGAACAGCAAAGGGAGCAGGCUGUAAGGCAAGAGCUGAAGGCCUCCAGGGCUCUCAAGCGUCAGGCUAACAACCAAGAUGACGAAGGUUUUGAAGAAGUCAAACGGCCAUCAAAGCGCCCUGAUUUGAAAGCAUUAACAAAGAUGCAAGCGACCAAUGCCGUACUUUAUCUAGAGAAGAGGAUAGGGCAUCUUCCUGGGGUUGAGGUUGGAGAUCAAUUCUACUCACGUGCUGAGAUGGUUGUGCUAGGCAUACAUGGUCAUUGGAUGAAGGGUAUAGAUUAUAUGGGUUCGAAACAUCAAGAUAAGCCAGGGUAUCAAGAUUUAAUUUUCCCUCUUGCCACCUGCAUUGUAAUGUCGGGGGCAUAUGAAGAUGAUUUUGACAAAGCUGACGAAAUUAUUUACACUGGCGAAGGAGGGAACAAUUUGCUUGGCAACGGUCACCAGAAAACUGAACAAACAUUGCUUCGGGGAAACUUGGCACUGAAGAAUAGCAAGGAUAAUGGCAACCCUAUACGGGUUAUUCGUGGCCAUAUAGAAAAGAACAGCUACACUGGAAAAGUGUACACCUAUGAUGGAUUGUACAAGGUAGUGGAUUGCUUGUCAGAGAAAGGAGUGCGCGGGCAUUUGGUUUUCAAAUUCAGAUUGAAGCGUCUUGAAGGUCAACCACCUUUGACAACUUCAAGGGUGCUGUUUAAUCGUGGAGAUGUUCACAUGCCAAUUUCUGAAUUACCUGGGUUGGUUUGUCGGGACAUCUCUUAUGGGCAAGAGAACAUUCCAAUUCCUGCUACAAAUUUAGUUGAUAACCCUCCUGUUCCUCCAUCUGGCUUUGUGUACUCUAAGUCACUGCAGAUUCCAGAAUAUAUCAAGAUACCAGCUGACAGUAUUGGUUGCAACUGCAAAGGAGAUUGUUCUAGCUCUACACACUGCUUGUGUGCUGUUCACAACGGUUCUGAUCUACCAUAUGUGUCCAGACAAAAGAAAUUGAGUGCUAAGCACGUGGAUUCUACACAUAAGAAUAUUGGAAGGUUGGUGGAGCCCAAAGCAGUUGUGUUUGAGUGUGGUGCUAAUUGUAGCUGCCACUGCAGCUGUGUAAAUAGAACAUCCCAGCAAGGAUUGCAAUACCACCUAGAGGUGUUCAAAACUGAGCUAAAAGGUUGGGCUGUAAGAACGUGGGACACUAUUCUUCCUGGGGCACUCAUCUGUGAAUACACUGGGGUAUUGAGGAGGAACGCUGAAGUUGAAGGUUUGCUGGACAACAACUACAUAUUUGAUAUAGACUGUCUUCAGACCAUUAAAGGCCUGGAUGGGAGGAAGCAAAGGUCUGGCUCAGAACUGCAUAUGGCAUCUCUUCAAGACGAGCAUGACUCCGAGGCUUCUCAAGCCCCAGAGUAUUGCAUUGAUGCUGGUUCCAUCGGCAACAUUGCGAGGUUCAUAAAUCAUAGCUGCCAACCGAACCUUUUCAUCCAGUGCAUAUUGAGCUCACAUAGAGAUAUCAAGCUAGCAAAAAUCAUGCUUGUUGCAGCUGAUACCAUACCACCUCUUCAGGAACUCUCGUAUGACUACGGGUAUGGCAUGGACAGUGUCAUUGGUCCAGAUGGCAAUGUUGUCAAGUUAGCUUGCCACUGUGGUGCCUCUGACUGCCGAAAGCGGCUCUAUUAGGUUAUUUGACAGCGCCAUAGUGCUUCAUGGGAAACUCCAAGUUAGCUUGCUACUGUGGCACCUCUGACUGCCGAAAGCGACUAUAUUAGGUUUUUUGACUGUGUCAUGGUGCUUCUAGGGAAACUCUUAACAUUAUUACUCUUCAUAGGACGCCAUGCCAUGCUUGCUGUGUAGCGCAAGGGUAGUACCCAGGCGAAACAUUUCAUUUUGUGUAGAUGACAUGCUUGUUGUGCUACUUAACCGACAUUCAGCCAAUAGCAUGACUAAAUUAAUAUAUUAUGGGGUUUCCUUUUUCUA
Molecule: messenger RNA, 2903 nt
Organism: Aegilops tauschii subsp. strangulata
Lineage: Eukaryota; Viridiplantae; Streptophyta; Magnoliopsida; Poales; Poaceae
Product: histone-lysine N-methyltransferase, H3 lysine-9 specific SUVH4
Cellular component (GO): nucleus
Molecular function (GO): double-stranded DNA binding; zinc ion binding; protein binding
Source: RefSeq, a predicted model, not a curated record